GAGUCCCAGCUCCAAGUCUUUCACAGUCCCACUUCAGACACGCUUCCGAAAAGACGAAAGGUCCAAACACGCACCAAAAGCAAAGCAAACCUCUUUUCAUUCUCUUCUUCUUCUUCGACAAAAAAACCAGACAGACGAGAGAUCUAAAACAAACAACGUACCUUGUUUCCUGUUCAAAAACACAACACAGCAACAAUGGCCGGGUACAGAGCUGAGGACGACUACGACUACCUCUUCAAGGUUGUCCUCAUCGGCGACUCCGGUGUGGGCAAGUCCAACUUGCUCUCCCGAUUCACAAGGAACGAGUUCAGCCUUGAGUCAAAGUCCACAAUUGGGGUCGAGUUCGCCACCCGAAGCUUGAACGUCGACGGCAAAGUCAUCAAGGCCCAGAUUUGGGACACUGCCGGCCAAGAAAGGUAUAGAGCAAUAACAAGUGCUUAUUAUCGAGGAGCCGUGGGUGCACUGCUUGUGUAUGAUGUUACUCGAAAUUCAACAUUUGAAAGUGUGGAAAGAUGGUUGAGGGAGUUAAGAGACCACACUGAUCCCAAUAUUGUUGUCAUGCUGGUUGGUAACAAAUCAGAUCUACGUCACCUUGUGGCAGUCUCAACUGAGGAUGGAAAGUCAUUUGCCGAGAGAGAGUCCCUGUACUUCAUGGAAACUUCUGCACUUGAAGCAACUAAUGUGGACAAUGCAUUUGCUGAGGUCCUUACCCAGAUCUUUCACAUAGUGCGCAGGAAGACUAUGGAGGCUAACAAUGAUGCAGCAGCUGCUCCUUCCCAAGGAGAGAAAAUCGAUAUCGGUGAUGUUUCAGCUGUGAAGAAAGGUGGAUGUUGCUCGAGCUAGAUUUUGAAUCUGCAUCACAUUUGCUGAGCGGGGUUCCAUUUCUUACUUCCAGUGUCAUUGUCAUUAUCACAUCUGCAUAGGUGUUGAAUGGGGCAAAUUUGCACCAAAGUUCUGUAUUUUGAGAUUAUUAUUCGAUCUGAUUAAUUUAAAUCUUUUAUUCA
Messenger RNA from Argentina anserina (silverweed cinquefoil), 1004 nucleotides. RefSeq names its product ras-related protein RABA1c. Bases 196 to 843 code for a protein of 215 amino acids. Gene Ontology annotation, biological process: vesicle-mediated transport. NCBI's taxonomy places the organism in Eukaryota, Viridiplantae, Streptophyta, Magnoliopsida, Rosales, Rosaceae. Gene Ontology annotation, molecular function: GTPase activity; GTP binding. The transcript is spliced from 2 exons. Gene Ontology annotation, cellular component: endosome. The record is from RefSeq and is a predicted model, not a curated record.